This is a messenger RNA of Closterium sp. Naga37s-1, 1116 nucleotides long. The record is from the annotation of a GenBank genome assembly. NCBI's taxonomy places the organism in Eukaryota, Viridiplantae, Streptophyta, Zygnematophyceae, Desmidiales, Closteriaceae.
AUGAACUUGAUAGCGAUGAACGACAAGGAUGAGAUCUAUGAGGAUCCUGAGUCUACUGAGGUUGAUGAGAGCGAGGACACGGAUGAUACGGGAGCGAGUGUGGAGGCAGCAGUGAAGCAGGAAGAAGAGAUAGUCACCAUGGAGGCAGCAGCGGUGAAUGAUGGAGAUGGAGAUGGUGUCAACACUUUUGCAGCAGCGGUCGUGGUUAAAGAUGAAGCAGUAAAUGCGAAGUGUGUGGGAGUUGAAGCUGUGAAAGGGGGCAUCAUGGUGAAGGGAUCAACGGCGAAUGCAACUGCAAAGGGGCGAGUGCUUAUGAAAGAGGAACACGUUGAGGGGUACAAGACCCGAGAGGUGUUGGGUGCUAAGAUUCCGAGGAGAAGCGAGAGGCUUAAGAAGAUGCCUCAUGGUUUGGAUAUCAAGGCGCUCAACUUCAAGACACGAGAGGAGGAAACCCAUCUUCUCCCUCCCUCCCCCCCUGCCAGGCUGCGAGGGGGGGAGCUGAGUGAAGCAGAGGUGGACGAGGUGAAGGAGGAGGUUGUUGCAUGGCUGCUGAGGAGAGGAGGAAACCCAUCUUCUCCCUCCCUCCCCCCCUGCCAGGCUGCGAGGGGGGGAGCUGAGCUGCGAGGGGGGGAGCUGAGUGAAGCAGAGGCGGACGAGGUGAAGGAGGGGGGAGAUUGCAGGGCUGUUGAGGAAAGGAGGAACCCUAACCGCCUCUGCUUCUUCUCGUGUGUGAUUUCCUGCCUCCCUUCCUUUCCUGCCAGGCUGCGAGGGGGGCUGAGUGAAGCAGAGCAGCCGCAACCAAACUCGCUUCUUCUCUUCCUUCCUCUCCCUCCCCCUUCUGCCAGGCUGCGAGGGGGGCUGAGUGAAGCAGAGGUGGAAGAAGUGAAGGAGGAGAUUUCAGGGCUGCUGCUGGGGAGAGGAGGAAUACCAGCAGCAGGCAUGGUGGCAGUACCAUGGCUGAAGGGAUUCUUCUCUCUCCCAGGAGAAUUCAACAUUUCAGGCACCAGCGCGUAUAAGAGAGGCCAGCAUCAGGGGCGGCAGUGGCAGCGCUGCAGCUGUCCCCUUCAGAUCACGUCCUUGACCUCUGUGCUGCCCCGGGCGCCAAGCUGUGCUUGA